AUGAGAGAAGAAGAUAUGGAGGUAGCCAUCAAGGUGGUUGUUGUGGGCAACGGGGCAGUGGGGAAAUCUAGUAUGAUCCAAAGAUAUUGUAAAGGAAUAUUCACUAAGGAUUAUAAAAAGACAAUUGGUGUGGAUUUUUUAGAGCGACAGAUUGAAGUGAAUAAUGAAGAUAUAAGAUUAAUGUUAUGGGAUACUGCUGGUCAAGAAGAAUUUGAUGCCAUCACCAAGGCUUAUUAUAGAGGUGCACAAGGUUGUGUUUUAGCAUUCUCCACAGUAGACAGAGAUUCAUUUGAAGCAAUAGAAACCUGGAAGAAAAAGGUUGAGAAUGAAGUAGGGGAGAUAAAUAUGGUAAUUGUACAGAAUAAAAUAGAUUUAAUAGAUGAUGCAGUUGUACAAGAUGAAGAAGCUGAAGCUUUGGCUAAAAAAUUAAGGUUAAGAUUUUAUCGUACAUCAGUCAAAGAAAAUGUCAAUGUGGAUGAAGUAUUUCGAUAUCUAUCUGAGAAAUAUAUACAAGAAUUAAGUAUGGUUAGUGAGGAUGAUUCUCUACCAUUAACUAUAGGUCAAGAUGUCCAAAAUGAUACUAAAAAUAGUUCCAAAGACAAAAACUUGAAACAUAAAAACAAUAACGAUACCAUAACACUGAAACCUAGUAAAAAAAGGACUAAAAAGUUACUGAUGAAUUCUAAAUGUGUUGUGUUAUAG
Molecule: messenger RNA, 702 nt
Organism: Lottia gigantea (owl limpet)
Lineage: Eukaryota; Metazoa; Mollusca; Gastropoda; Lottiidae
Exons: 7
Coding region: 1-702 (233 amino acids)
Molecular function (GO): GTPase activity; GTP binding
Source: RefSeq, a predicted model, not a curated record